Messenger RNA from Chaetomium fimeti, 3690 nucleotides. RefSeq names its product 2'-5' RNA ligase superfamily-domain-containing protein. The record is from RefSeq and is a predicted model, not a curated record. Gene Ontology annotation, molecular function: poly(A) RNA polymerase activity; RNA binding. The coding region runs from base 1 to 3690 and encodes 1229 amino acids. The transcript has a single exon. Gene Ontology annotation, cellular component: nucleus. NCBI's taxonomy places the organism in Eukaryota, Fungi, Ascomycota, Sordariomycetes, Sordariales, Chaetomiaceae.
AUGGCGGAACCAUCACCAACCCCAACAUCACCACAACAACCCCAACCCCAACCCCAACCCCCCUCCUUCACCCUCACCUCCCACGACACCGCCCUCGCCCUCCUCCCCCCGCCCGCCCUCUGGCCCCGCCUCGACCGCCUGCGAGCCCUCUACGACGCCGCCUACCCCAAGUGGCCGCCCCACAUCAACCUGGUCUACCCCUUCGUGCGGCCCGAUCGCCUAGCCGACGCCGCCGACCGUGUUGGUGCCGCGUUCGCCCCUGCUGCUGCUGCUGCUGCUCCGUUACCAGACACCGGGGUGGAGGUGUGUCUCGGGCAGGUGGGUGUGUUUGAGCGGAGGAAGGGGGUGAGCAGUACCAUAUUUUUGGAGGAUGGGGAUGUGGCGAGGGCGGAGAGGGUUAAGGCGUUGAGGGAGAGCGUGCUGGCUGCGCUGGGGGGUGGGGGGGCGCCGGAGUCGCGGCCGUAUCGCAUGCACAUGACGGUCGCGCAGAGCGAGGAUGUGGAUUGUGAUGCGCAUCGGUUUUUGGUGGAAAAGGUUGGCCUGCUGCCCCGGGUGGAGUGGCAGGUUGCUGAGCUGGCUGUGCUGGUGAGGGAGCGGGACGCGGGUGGUGGAAGUGUGAUGCGCUUGUGGGGGAGGAUUAGUCUGAGGGAUGGGACGGUGGAGAGGUUGGGGAAGGUGGCGCCGUUUUAUAAGGGUGUGGGUGUGCUGAGGGAGGUGGAGGAUGAGGAUGCGGAGGGUGCGGAGGGGAUGGCGGAGAAGGAUCAGCUCCAGACCGCGUCGCUGUACUGCGCUGGGGAGGAGUCGGAGCGGUGGACGCCGUUCAUGCCUUCGAAGCUCGUCGUGGCGAGCUAUAAUGUCCUCGCCGAGUUCGAGUGGCCGCCGUCCGAGGCCCGGUAUCCGCUGGUGGUGAAGAACAUUCUCGCUGAGAAUGCCCAGGCGGAUGUGCUGGUGCUGGAAGAGGUCACCGACAGCUUCCUGUCCUAUCUCCUUUCCGACAAGCAGAUCCGCGAAGCGUAUCCGUUCUGCACCCACGGCCCGCCCCACGAAGACGACAUCGAGCCGCUCCCAAACUACCUUAACAUCGUCAUGUUGAGCGCGACUCCCCUCGACUGGGAGUAUGUCUCCCUCCAUCGGAAGCACAAGGGCGCGCUGGUCGCCAAGAUCAAGCAUGCCGGCCGGUCUGAUGGCGACAGGUUCCUCCCGGUUGUUAUUGCGGCUGUCCACCUUAGCCACGGCCUGACCGAUGGAGCGGUCGCUGCCAAAAAGACGGAUAUCAAACGGGUCAUCAACUACCUCUCUGAAACUUACCCCAGACACCCCUGGAUUCUUGCGGGCGACUUCAACGUUACGACAUCAUCCGUCUCGAUUAACACUGCGCUUAAAAACAAGGCCAUAUCGGACUUGUCCGCGAGCCACCUGGCAAGCCUCGAUGGUCUUUUCUCCGAGGCGAAGCUGGUUGAUGCUUGGCAGACCUCCACCGAGGACGACUCUGACGGCGACGAUGUGGAAGGGGAGCAAGGCGCCACCUGGGAUCCGAGCACUAACGGUAUGGCUGCCGCCAUGGCCACCGGCGGCGCCAACGCGCAGCCUCAACGAUAUGACCGAAUCCUUGUUCGUGGCGAGGGCUUCCUGAAGAUCACCGAUUUCAACAUGUUUGGCUUCUUGACGGAGCAGGGAGAUGAUUCAAAAAUGUUCGCUAGCGACCACUGGGGUGUCAGAUGCACCCUGGACAUGGGAGGCAUCGGUGACAAGGCCGACGAGCCGUCUGAGAAGGUUGCCGACCUUAUUGUGCCUGUCCACCCGGAGAAGGCGCCAGAGCAGUUGGAUCAAGCAGGGGGCGUGGAGGCAUCUCUACGUGAGCUUGGGGUAAUUCCAACGGGGGACGAGGUUAUCAAGCGGAAGAAGGCAUUGGAGCUCCUGAAGGGUGUGAUCCUCGACGCGCCUUCAACGGACGCAGCAGGAUCACGCUCACAACCGGCAGUCGUCAUCGUCCCCGUUGGCUCCUAUGCCCUCGACGUCUGGACCGCCUCCUCAGACAUCGACGUUUUGUGCAUCGGCCCCUUCAGCACCAAGACCUUUUUCGCCCUGGCAACCCAGCGCCUGCGCAAGGCCGCCGCUCAGGGCAUCAGGAUCCUCCGCCGGGUCCUAGCCCACACCGGCACCAUGCUGGAGAUCGAGGUCGACGGCAUCAAGGUCGACCUGCAGUACUGCCCAGCCACCCUGGUCGCCGAGCGCUGGCCCGACGUGCUGCGCGCCCCGGCGACCGACCCGGUCUGGUCCCUCUCGGUGCAAACCCUCGCUAAGCUCAAAGCGAUCCGCGACACCGACUACCUCGCGCGCUCGCUCCCCGACCUCGCCACCUUCCGCCUCGCGCACCGCUUCAUCAAGACCUGGGCCAAGUCGCGCGGCAUCUACGCCGCCCGCUUCGGCUUCCUCAGCGGCAUCCAGAUCUCCAUCCUGCUCGCGCGCGUGCACAAGCUCCUCGCACGGGAGACGGGCGCCCCCUCGACCGCCGAGACCCUCCUCGCCACCUUCUUCGCGCACUACGCCACCUUCGACUGGGCGAACCAAAUCGCCUUCGACCCGACCUUCCACCGCCACACCCUCCCCUACACGCGCACGGCGCGCGAGCCGCUCGCCGUGCUGGGCUACUUCCCGCCCGCGCGCAACACCGCCCUGACGGCCUCGGUGCCGUCGGCCAAGACCCUCGCCGCCGAGUUCCGCCGCGCCGGCGCCGCGCUGCGGGACGCGCCCUCGUGGUCGGCUUUCGUGGCCGGGUCGACCGCCGCCACGGCUGAUUUCCUGGCCGCGCAUCGGUCGUAUGUCAAGCUGGAUGUGCAGUACUGGGGCUUGUCCCUGGCGCGUGGCGCCCAGUUCCUCGGCUGGCUCGAGUCGCGGUGCGUUAUGCUGCUGGUGGACCUGCACCGCCGCGCGCCGGGCUUGUUUGUGCGUAUGUGGCCGGCGCGGUUUGUGGAGGCGAAUGAGCUGGAGGAGGGGGGAGGGGAUAGGGAUGGGGGUGGUGAUGAUGGUGACCGCGACUUUAGGGGUUGCUACCUCAUCGGCCUUGAUAAGGGCUCCCCGGAUAUGGCUAAGGAGGACCUGAAGGUGGCGCUGGGGGCGCUGCAGACUGUGCUGGCCCGGUUUGAGGCGCAGAUGAGGGGGGAUGAGAGGUACUUUGAUGCGAAGAGUUGCUGGUUGAGUGCGGCUGUGGUGAAUAAAGGCGAGUUGGGCAAGCUGGAGCUUGACAGUCGCGAGUGGGGCGAGUAUACCCCCGGGGAGGAGGAACUGGACGAGGAAGAGGAGGAAGAAGAGCUGGAGGCGACGUCGGGUCAGGACUCGGAGCACGAUGAAUUUGCCAAGAAAGAGAAGAAGAAAAAGGGACAAGCCGCCAGGAAGCAGAUUGCUGCUGUCGACCUCCGCGCCGACAAGACGAAAAAGUUCCGCACUGCCGCCGACGCCAUCAACCGCAUCCGGUGGGACCCGCAGCUCGAUAGCAGCGACUUUGUGGUCGGCUAUGAGGACCGGUUCACGGGAGCACAGGAGAAGGAGCUUGACGCGUGGAAGGGCGAGCAGACGGACGAGGAGUUUAUCCCGCAGCACCGGAUCCUGUACUUCAAGCGGAAGAGUGACGACAAGGUGGUGUGGGAUCGGAGAACGCGGUGGGAUGAGCUCUUUGGAAAUGGGCCUUAG